This is a messenger RNA of Hemicordylus capensis (graceful crag lizard), 369 nucleotides long. It is a transcript of the gene NRARP, whose product is annotated as NOTCH regulated ankyrin repeat protein. The coding region runs from base 1 to 369 and encodes 122 amino acids. Gene Ontology annotation, cellular component: cytoplasm. The transcript has a single exon. The record is from RefSeq and is a predicted model, not a curated record. Lineage: Eukaryota; Metazoa; Chordata; Lepidosauria; Squamata; Cordylidae. Gene Ontology annotation, molecular function: phosphatase regulator activity; enzyme inhibitor activity; protein binding.
AUGAGCCAGACGGAGCUGUCCACCUGCCCGCCGCCGCAGGCGCCUCCGCCGCAGCCUGCUCCGGGCCAGCGCGUCUUCCAGGAGGCGGUGCGCAAGGGCAACACGCAGGAGCUGCAGUCGCUGCUGCAGGGCAUGAGCAGCUGCGAGUUCAACGUGAACUCCUUCGGGCCCGAGGGCCAGACGGCGCUGCACCAGUCGGUCAUCGACGGCAACCUGGAGCUGGUCAAGCUGCUGGUCAAGUUCGGCGCCGACAUCCGCCUGGCCAACCGCGACGGCUGGAGCGCCCUCCACAUCGCCGCCUUCGGGGGCCACCAGGACAUCGUCCUCUACCUGAUCACCAAGGCCAAGUACUCCGCCGGCAGCCGGUGA